AUGGCUUAUAGACGUUUUGUAUGGAAAUUUGGAGGUCGAAGAAGAACAACAGAAAUGUCAAGCAUUCCAGAAGAGAUAUACUAUGAAAUCCUCUUACGGUUACCAGUGAAAUCUCUAUUAACUUGUAAGGGCGUUUGCAAGAACUGGUAUGCUCUAAUCUCAACCUCUGGUUUCGUUAAAACCUAUGUUACUAUUCAGAAAAAUAACCCUAUUCUCAUGCUUGAAGCCAAUCGUUACUUUUACUCCAUGGCUUAUGAUUCAUUUCCAUCAUCACCUGUGUGUGAAAUUAAAGAUGAUGUUAUUAAAGUGGAUCACCCACAUCAUUGUGUUGGAUUCUUGGGUUCAUGUAAUGGUCUUUUUUGCAUACGGAUAUGGUUGCUUGUUGGCCGUGGUUAUAAUAGGGAUGUAUUGUGUCUUUGGAACCCAUCCACAGGAGAAUAUAAAGAAUUACCUGAAUCACCAAUUGGAUUUAGGAGAGACAAUGUUUACAUGGUUUUGGUUAUGACCACAAGACUGAUGAUUACAAGUUGGCAAUAG
Messenger RNA from Papaver somniferum (opium poppy), 537 nucleotides. RefSeq names its product F-box protein At5g49610-like. The coding region runs from base 1 to 537 and encodes 178 amino acids. Lineage: Eukaryota; Viridiplantae; Streptophyta; Magnoliopsida; Ranunculales; Papaveraceae. Gene Ontology annotation, biological process: SCF-dependent proteasomal ubiquitin-dependent protein catabolic process. Gene Ontology annotation, molecular function: ubiquitin-protein transferase activity; protein binding. The record is from RefSeq and is a predicted model, not a curated record. The transcript has a single exon.